Manduca sexta (tobacco hornworm) is the source of this 3074-nucleotide messenger RNA. RefSeq lists its product as uncharacterized. The coding region runs from base 246 to 3053 and encodes 935 amino acids. The transcript is spliced from 11 exons. NCBI's taxonomy places the organism in Eukaryota, Metazoa, Arthropoda, Insecta, Lepidoptera, Sphingidae. The record is from RefSeq and is a predicted model, not a curated record.
UUGGGUAAUGAACGUAUCAUUAUAAUGCUAAAUAAAUAAAAUAUUAACAAAUUGAUAGACAGCGUCAUGCGUUAGGCACUUUAUUUUCAAAAAAUUAUACAAAAAGAAAUUGUAGAAUAAUUCGGUUGAUAUUCCAAAAAAAUAUUUUAUAAUUGCUUAGAAGGAUAUAUUAAUUUGUCUAUCUCCUCCUAAGUCUCUUCGUCUCCUAAUAAGUUUUAUCUCCUCAUAAACACUCUUACGUGCCUAUGCAUCAGGAAUACGAUAGCAGUAGUUCAAAUGAUGUCGGAUACAAUAUUAAAAAAUAUAACAGAAGCAGUAAUAGAUGGAUAGAAUGUAAUGACAUCAAAGCUGAAGACUUCGACAUAAUAACCAGCAGAAUUAGUCAUGCUAGCGAAAAAAUUACGACUCGAAAACAACAGUGGUAUAUUGUUUUGAAAAACAUAACCGCGUCUUAUAUUUCAGUCGUGAAUUUUCUGAAACGGGGUAAAGAAAAAGAGACGUACAGAAAGUUGUUUCAUAGGCAUAAGAGAAGAAAUGAGUUUUUUGUCUACGGCGUCGGAGAUGCGGGUAGAACGAAACAGCUGGUCGCUGAGAGGGAGUGGUUCAAACGAGAAUAUAGUAGGCAAGUGGGGGAACCAAAGCCUGAGGAUGAGAAUGUUUUGAUGAAGAAGGCUACGGAUGGAUUGAUACGGAAAUCAAAGUGCAUUCCGUUUGAGCGUAUUUGCUAUGCGCCACCAUUGCGCCACGUGUCAGAACUGGAGCAAGUAAGUUGGAAGGACACUCCACUCGCCAUCACCUGUACUUGCCCCGCCGAGUUAUGCAAGUGUCCAGAUAGGAAGAACUCAAUAUUGCCGCCAGCAAAGAUACCAUACAAAAGGCGUCCCACAUUCUUCGGCAUAAAACCUUUUUGUUGGGCGAUUCGUUUUAUGAAAUAUCCCAAGCCGGCGGGCACGUUGAUACCCAAGCUUGUGGAAGCAGCGAAGAAAGAGGCUGAAUACUAUUCAAGUCCACAGGGUAGGAAAGAAUUGAAUGCAAAGGGUCCGGAGUUUUGUAUGUCGGGUUGUCUACAAUAUCUAGUAUCGAGCAUGGCCGUGGAUGCCGCUCUCGCAGCUGAAAUUGCCAAAAUGCAAGCGAAGGUCGACGUGGGCGGACUAGGAAUGUUAUUGGAAGAAGACGUCGGGGAGUCUGUAUCGGCGGAGGUUUGCGACGAGUUCUCUUGCACUGUGGCCACACAAACAGAAAACGAUCCCGAAACUGGCGAGUUGAUGAUGGGAGACUACAGCGCCGUGCUGUACGGCUCCAUCGAUGACUCCGUCAUGAACGACGUGGAAGGGAUGAAGUUGCAGAUCUCGACUUAUUCUCAUGAGCCGCCUGAUCCAUGCGCGUUUAGUAUUAAUAAAGUAUUACACGUUGAAGAAAUCAAGCAGCAUAUCUCUAAAAUCAAGGAGAUGUAUUCGACGAUGUCAGCGGCACGAGAAAGCUAUUGCUGCAACGAUGUAUCAUGUCAAUUCAGAGGAUUAAGCUUUAUUGAAUCAUUAGGAAGCAUGUUAGGAAAAUGCAAAUGCAAGUCAGUCUCCUCAAAAGAACAGGAUAUGGAAAAGGAUAAGAAAGUAGAAGAGGCAGCAGGAGAUGCCAUACCAGAAGAACCCGAAUUUGUCUGCCCGCCGAUAUUAGAGAGAAUUGUUGAAUUAAAAGGGGAAGUUAAUGAUUUUUUCAAGAAAUAUUUCAAAAGGGUCGAUACACCUCAUCCGUGUAGAAAGAAGUUGUCUAUUAAUGUAAUAGACAAAGACGUAAAACAAGAGCCCGGAAGACAUACGGAACAGGAAACAAUACACAAAGCUAUAGAAAAAAAUGUUAAACCAGAAACAACACUUGGGCAAUUAGCUGAAAAUACAAUAGGAAAUACAGCAUUCGAAGAAAGCAAAAAGGAAAUAAUAGAACAGGCCGACCUUAAGGAAAUAGACAUAAUAAAAGAAACAGCACUCGAAGUUAUAAACAAAAACAUAAAAAAAGAUGCAUUACUUAAAGCCACAGAAAGAAUACAAGAGACAGCUUCUAAAGUGAAAAAUAAGAAGGCGUUACUAGAGACAACAUUAAAAGACGUAGAUAAGGAUAUUAGAAAGGACAUAGAACUUAAAGUAAAAGAUAAUAAUGUAGUAAAAUAUGUGGCACUUGAUUAUAUUGAUGAAAAUAUAGAACAAAAUAACAGACGUUUUGAAGAUUUAGCUUCAUCUGAUCUCACAAAAGAAGUAAAUAUCAGCAAGAAAAUACAAAAUGAGAAGUUAUUAAAAUCAUGUAGUUGCCUAGAGAAAGCUGCUGUUCGAAAUGAAUUGCACUACCACAAAGCUGUAGAAUGCUGUGUAGACAAGAAUGGUAAGAACAAAAAGGCUAUUUCCUCUCAUUUGGAUCAUAUGACAUUCGCAACUGAUAGAAAUAAGGAUAAAGGUUCAGACAAAAACGUUGUUAAAUCUCAACCACAUUCUGGAGACAAAUUAAGCAGUACAAAAAUUAAAAACACAGAAGAAGAUAUAAUUAAAGAGAUACAUAAAUCCUCUGUAAUCAAUUUUGUAAAAGACAUAAAAUCUUCAUCCAGUAAAAGCUCGUCAGUAAAAAGUAAGCGCUCUUCUAUCAGUAAAUUAAAAAAGCCUCCAUCGAGUUAUUCACGAUCGAGAAGCAAUUCCGAAGAAUUUAACAGUAGUGGAGUUUUAACUAUGAUAUCCAGAAAAGUGUCGAACUCUGGAUGGAGAGGCUGGUUCUCAUUUAUGACAGAAAAAGAUAAAGAUACAAAUGCAGGUGAUAACGCGAAAUCUAAAAGCAGUAUGCGUACGUUGGGAAAAGAAGAAAGUAAGGAAGAGCCAAUAAAGAAACAUGAUAAAUUUGUAAAGAGCAUAUCUGAAAAUCACUCGUACUAUACAGACGAAGUGGUACAAAAUGUAGAGUCGUUGCGACAUCUCAGCAGUAGUCAGAUCACGGGUAGUGACUCCAAUAAAUACGAUAUUAAAGGCCAAGAAACUGAACCAGUUAUGCCAAAACAUUACCGAUUUUAUUAUUGAAUAUUUUUGGAAACAACCAAA